Tigriopus californicus is the source of this 3145-nucleotide messenger RNA. Its product is annotated as choline dehydrogenase, mitochondrial-like. Bases 343 to 3048 code for a protein of 901 amino acids. Gene Ontology annotation, cellular component: mitochondrial inner membrane. The record is from RefSeq and is a predicted model, not a curated record. Gene Ontology annotation, molecular function: flavin adenine dinucleotide binding; choline dehydrogenase activity. The transcript is spliced from 7 exons. NCBI's taxonomy places the organism in Eukaryota, Metazoa, Arthropoda, Copepoda, Harpacticoida, Harpacticidae.
CUGGAUUUAGGACACAAAGACGGACCGGUACAUAUAGCCCUGCAUCAUUAGAGGGGGACUAAGGCCUCCGUCCUGGCCCUGCUUCCAGCAGCCUCCCAACCAACCUCUUCAUUGGGAGCCAGACCCACUCCCGCCUCCCACGGUCAAUAGCGAGGACGAGAGCUCUGCCUCGACGAGUCUCAGACAUCAGGACUGCCAUAGCUCGACUAGUUCUGACUAUGAAAGUCGUGAUUGGAGGCUAAAACGGAACAGUUGUCCUUCCCGCAAGCGCAUACACAAACGUCUCGCUUACUCCAAACAGAAAGGUUAAAACGAAGAAAGCUUUGUUUGGCCAAACACAACAUGGCCUUAUUGAGAAGCCUUCAAUCACUUCGGAAUGGGCUGAUGCCUUCCACCCCCAUGGUCAGUUCGGGUCACUUGGGGUUCGUUCGACUGUACUCGGUGAGUUCACCCUCAGAAAUCGAGUCCAAGUGGAAGCCAUCAUUUUUCAAACCCAAGCUGGUUAUCUUUGACAAGGACGGUACCUUGGUCUGCUUUCACACCAUGUGGUCUCCUUGGUGUACCAGUUUGGCACAACGAAUGCACUCUGUGACUGGUCAAGAUUUGUCCACACAUUUAUAUGAUGUUCUCGGGUACGACCAUUCCGAGAAUAAAGUACGCAUCGGAGCCUUGGCCGAGAACACGCACCCACAGAUUCGAGUCAAAAUUGAGGCCAUGCUCACCGAAAACCGAGGAUUCAGUGAGGUUGAGGCCAAGCAGGCGGUGGCAUCAUCGUGGAAGGACACACCCGAAGACAUGAAGGUUAAGAUGACCGGUGAUUGCCAUGAUCUAUUCAACCGAUUGAAAAAUGAAGGUGUCAAAAUCGCCAUAUGUACCUCGGACUCGAGGGAAGGGACCGAAGAGUUCCUACGUCGUCAGAAUCUCAAUAGCUUAGUCGAAAUGUCGGUGUGCGGAGAUGACAGCUUUAGCAAGCCCAAGCCCGAUCCACACAAUGCUCUCUACAUUUGCGACAAGCUGAAUGUCCGACCUUCGGACACAAUUAUGGUGGGGGAUACCCCCGCUGACACUCUCAUGGGACAACAGGCCAAGCUAGGUCUGACCGUAGGUGUGCUCACGGGCGUGGGUGGGAAAACGGAUCUAGCAGAUGCGGAUGUGAUUGUGGACGACGUGGAAGAAUGCGUGGAUAUGCUCCUACCCCACCCUACCUCGGUGCGAUCCCGGGUUCAUCAAGUCACGUCUCGGGGCAUUGCCAAGAUUGCCCAAGGCUCUUUAUUCCUCCAUGCCUCGGGGGAUGAUGCGAACAGUUUCAGAGCAUUCUCCACCUCCGCUCGGUGUUCAGGGGCAUCUAAUUCCUCUUCUUCCGAGAAGACCUAUAGCCACAUCGUGGUUGGUGCUGGUUCUGCAGGCUGCGUUUUAGCUAACCGUUUAACAGAAGACAGUUCAAAUUCAGUCUUCGUUUUAGAAGCCGGACCCAAAGAUACAAUCUUAAAUAGCAAACUUCUUCAGUGGAAGAUUCACAUGCCGGCCGCUCUCAUGUACAAUUUGUGUGAUGAUAAGUACAACUGGUACUACCACACCUUGCCCCAGGAGCAUUGUAAUAAUCGCGUGAUGUACUGGCCUCGGGGUCGAGUUUGGGGAGGCUCCUCAUCUUUGAAUGCCAUGGUUUACAUUCGCGGACACGCCUAUGAUUACGACCGUUGGCAAAAUGAGGGUGCCGAGGGAUGGAACUACUUUGGUUGUUUGCCUUACUUCAAAAAAGCUCAGAAUCAUCAAUUAGGAGGCGAUGACUAUCGAGGCGGUUCUGGGCCUCUGAAUGUUAGCCGGAGAAAUUGGGAUAACCCUCUACAUUCGGUGUUUUUGGAAGCUGGUCAACAGGCUGGACAUUCUUUUACGCAAGACGUGAAUGGAUACCAACAAGCGGGAAUGAGCUGGUUUGAUAUGACCAUUCGUGAUGGCCAGCGAUGGAGUGCGGCCAGUGCUUAUCUACGGCCGGCCUUGGAAAGGUCCAAUUUAAACGCGGAGGUGGAAGUUCUUGUGACCAAGAUUUUAUUCGACGGCAAGAAAGCGAUUGGAAUCGAGUAUGAACACAAGGGACAGAGGAAGCAAGUAUACGGUGAAGAGAUCAUCUUAAGUGGAGGUGCCAUUAACUCGCCGCAACUUUUAAUGCUCUCCGGCAUUGGUGAUGCUGCUCACUUGAAAUCGAUGGAUAUUCCAUUGGUGGAGCAUGUGCCGGGAGUAGGUCAAAACCUGCAAGAUCACUUGGAACUCUACGUGGUUCAGAAAUGUAAAUCCCCUGUCACUCUCUUGGGUGAUCAAAAAGGUGCCCGAAUGAUUCAAGUGGGCCUCAAUUGGUUCUACAACCAAUCAGGCCCGGCUAGGACUGCCCAUCUCGAAUCGGGUGGAUUUGCCUACAGCCGGCCGGAAGUGGAGCAUCCCGAUAUCAUGUUCCAUUUCUUACCCAGUCAGGUCGUGGAUCACGGUCGUCAGGCACCAGACACGGAGGCCUUCCAAGUUCACGUGGGCCCCAUGCGCCCCACUAGCCGAGGAUGGGUGAAACUGAAAUCCAAGUCACCCAGAGACCACCCUCUCAUCCAACCCAAUUACCUUUCCACCGAAAUUGACCGCUGGGAGAUGCGCGAAUCGGUCAGAUUGAGUCGGGAAAUCUUUGCUCAACCGGCAUUUGAUUCCUACCGUGAUGGCGAGCUCGUGCCUGGCAUUGACACGCAAUCCGAUGCCGAGCUGGACGAAUUCGCUCGAGCAAAAUCCGACUCGGCCUAUCACCCAUCUUGCACUUGCAAAAUGGGAUCUUCCACGGACAACAUGGCCGUGGUGGAUUCUUCGACCAAAGUCAUGGGCGUGGAGAAUUUGCGAGUGGUGGAUGCCUCAAUAAUGCCGAGUGUGGCGAGCGGGAAUCUGAAUGCCCCCACGAUCAUGUUGGCGGAAAGGGCAGCCGAUAUCAUUCGCGGUCGAGAACUCUUGCCUGCCAUCCCAGUUCCUGUCUACGAGACCGACGUCAAAAAAAGCCAGAGACAAUCCAAAAGCGCAUAACUCUGCUGGCUAGUAAGCUGUAUCUACAAUUCUGUCGCGUAACAUCAUGUUUUAUUUUUUAUACUUUUGUCGAGUAAAGAAAGUUAACACAGUGUGA